AUGUCUGCUGAUCAGCCUGAGCCCUCGCGGCUGCACCCGCGCCGUCGUCCGGUCUUAAACAAUACUCUGCCCGCCCUGUCGACCGACUCGCCUGCUUCUAAGAUGCACUUGAAGAAGGGCGAGACUUUCAACACUCCCACUUCCGCUCCCUCCAGUGACUCGGAUCCUGUUCUGAACAUUCGCUCCCUGCCUGCUCGCUCUCCAACUUCGUUGGAAGCCAUCGCUGCCGCUGAAGAGCGCAUGACAUCGAUCCUGGGCCGUUUGACCCUUGACCCCACCGACGACAACAACGUCGAUGAAAAGAAAGACCAGUCAAUGUCUGACUCGCCGGCUCUCCCAAAUGCAGAGGCUCGCGGCAUGCCCAUCCCACUGGAUGAAAAGAAGACCAGACAAGCGCAUAGCCACGAGUCGGAUAGUGGACUCGGAACCUCGAUUAGCAGCGAAGAGGGGCUGUUUGAAUCUUCUACAAAAGUCAAUGACGGCGCCCACAACAAGCAAUCUGCCAUUACAAGCUCGAUUUCAGCAUUUGACAGUGGUUCCUCCCCUAAACGUCAACUUGGCCCUGCUGCCUGCAAGCAGAUUGAACGAUACGUGCUCGUUCCUAUUCUCAAGGAGCCUCGCUUGAAGCCUUUCCAUUCUUUGGUUCGUAGCGUCCCGCAACGUAUCAUCAAUAAGCAGAUUGUCUGCUUGCGUGAUCUCGAGAAAACCCUAUUGUGGUUGGCACCGGUAACUUCGCAUCUUAACGACCGCGACCAACGACUACCAGCCGAUCGACCCUAUACUAACGGAUACUUCCUUGACCUUGUUUCACAGGUCCGACGCUACGCAGCUAUGGUUCGCGAUCAGCGUCAGCGGGUCGAAGCGACCCAAGGCUCCAAGUCCGACAAGGAGACCGCCCCUACUCUAUCCGCCAACCUUUCCCUUGAAGGCGGUCUUUCUAAGAAUGGAAAAGCUGCUGAGCUUAUUGUCAUGCAAGAUGGCAAGCCCAUCUCCUUGGCCACCGGCAAGCCCUACGAGGUCGAUGCCUCCGCUCCUGUCAAGCGCACUAUCACGAUAGAUGGUGCCACUGACGAGGGCGUUGAGCGCUCUAUGGCCCGUAGAAAGAAGGAUGCACCCCCAAUGAACAUCAACCAAAAAUGCUCCGACUGCGACAAAGUCUUCAAGCGCCCUUGCGACUUGACCAAGCACGAAAAGACGCACACUCGCCCCUGGAAGUGCGAAGACCCCAAGUGCAGCUACCACACCAAAGGUUGGCCCACUGAAAAGGAACGUGACCGCCACAUGAACGACAGACAUUCAGACAAGCCCACUCUUUUCCGAUGCACCUUCCACAAUUGCCCUUAUGCAUCCAAGCGUUCCAGCAACUGCAAGCAGCACAUGGAGAAGUCGCACGGGUGGGUUUAUGUUCGCUCCAAGAACAAUGGCCGUGCCAGCAGUAGCAGCAAGCGCAGCUCUUCCGCUCAGGCAACCCCUAUGACUCCCAGUGUGUCAACUCCCGCUUCCAAGGCCACUGACUUUGCGUCUCCGAUUCCCGGGCCCAGCCCUUCGCCCAGUGAUCAGACUUACGGCUGGCCCGAGAACCCUCCUUUCAACUUUGCGGAACCCCCCAUGCCCGCCCAAGGCGACGACUUCCCCUUGUUUGGCGAGGCAUCGCCCUACUUGAUGAACGACAUCAAUUCGUUCCCCAACACAAUGAAUCUCAGUGCGUUCCAGAAUCAAUUCGAGUCUGGCGACCCGAAUGGUCUGAUCCCGGCUUUGGAGGUGCAUCGCCAGUCUAUGAACUCGAUGUCUGUUCCCUCCACUGACUCGGUUCCUGACCUGAUGGGCCCUGUCUCGUUCGAUGGAUCUCCUCUCACUGGUACCGAAAGUAUCAACUUCGAUCAAGAAUGGAGCAAUCUUGAGUACCCUAUGAAUGAAGACUACACUGCGAUGCCAUUCCAGCUUCCUCAGGGCCACAACCUUGACGCAAUGAAGGGAUAUAGCAACGACUACGACCAAAUGAAUGUCAACCAUCUAUCAUACGGUCCCGCAGGCACAAUCUCUGGUCUCUCGCCCGGCGCGCAGGGAAAUGCCAUGUUGUACUCGCCCGACUCUUCCAACGUCGGCGACACUCUUUCUGAGCGCUAUGAGUACGCUCAGUCUCAGGUUAGCAGCGACUUCAACCAGGCUGGCAACGACUUCACUCUAUACAACCAGAAUGCGCAGAUGGGUCACAGUGCGCAUCCCAUGAUGCCGACCUCCAGCGACCAAUCCGCUCGUUACCGUCAGCUUCAACAAAACAUGUUCCCUUCUCUGGAACAGGAGCGAGCUUUUCAGGGCAUGCCCUACGGCCAACCUCAGGGCCACUAUCUGCCUCGCGACAUGAAGCUGGAAUUUAUGGAGUAA
Molecule: messenger RNA, 2385 nt
Organism: Penicillium olsonii
Lineage: Eukaryota; Fungi; Ascomycota; Eurotiomycetes; Eurotiales; Aspergillaceae
Source: the annotation of a GenBank genome assembly